CAUCUUGGAUGUUGCCUUUUGUCACCCGGACGUGCUAAUUGAAUCAACGGAACUUGGUCGUUAUUCACAAGCAAAAUGCUUUACAUUUUACCCGGGUGAACUAUGGGGAUUAUAGUAGAGCGAUCAUCUAUAAGAGAAAGGUUAAAGGCACAAUUAAGACCCUGAGAUGCUUGUUUUCACAGUCGGCUGGAACGCAGGGUCAGCGUCAGGAUGCUAACAUGCAGGAUAGCAUUUUGGUACAACGCGAUAAACUUCACCAAGAAAACCACGGGUCGUCCUGACAGAUAAUGCCUUAUGAGCCUUGGGUUGGAUCAUGGAGGCCUCACAGACCACGAGGGCCCAUAGCUGCUCUAUAUAGCAGCCCAGGCCCAAAGUAUGCACUGCCUUCGUUGACAGGAUCUAGUAAACAUGAUCCUACAAAAUGCAAGGCACCAAGUUACAGUUUUCGGGCAAGCUAUGACAUAAGCAAACAAGAUAACUCACCCGGACCAAAACACCUCAUCCCCUCAAACAUUACCAAAAAUGGCAGAGAUGGAACGCCAGCGUUUUCAUUUGGUAGCCGUCCAAAAGAUCUGACACGUGACCAAGUCCCUGCACCCAACCGCUACCACCUUGAAAAUGCAGACAAGUACACGUACCACUCUUCUCCUUCAUAUACUUUGUCCGGGAGGUGGAAACAAGUCAUAGAAAGCAACCAGACCACACCUGGUCCAGCAUCCAACAUGCUGCCUCCUGUGUUGGGUCCUAAAACAGUCAAUAUACGUGCAGCGCCUGCACACUCAAUUUAUGGCCGAGGCAAAAACGGAAACACUUUCGAAGACUACACAAAGUCUCCGGGCCCUGCAGCAUAUCAAGCCGUGGACCCCAAAAUCUACUUAACAAAAUCUCCUCAGUACAGCAUGCCGGGCCGCAAGUUUGUACCUGAGAAUGCAACAAGGACACCAGCACCUGGAGUAUACUGUCCGGAGAAGGUCACCACCACACACAACAAAGCUCCAGCCUUCACGUUUGGAUUACGGCACUCAAAAUACACAAUAUGCCCCAUUAUGGAUGUGGAUAAAUAUCAACAGUCAUUUUCCUUUGCUUGAAGUGGACAGUGUCAGAUUACGCCAUCAAAGACAGCUGUUGGUAUUUAUUGCUGAGAUCCCAACAGUUUGGAAGGUUCAUGACUUCUAACUAAAUCCUACCCAGGACGCCACACAGGGAAUCCAAAGAGGUUGUUGUCUGUUAUGUGGCUCACAGAUGAUCGUACAGCACCGUGUUCUACUUCACUAACUGGCGCAUAGUCAAUGGUGUCAGAAAAAUCUUACAACAUUGUGUUGCACAAUAUUUUUUAAUAAAAAAAAAAUGUGAAAGUCAUUUUAUAGUUUAGGUGCAUAUGGUUAAAAAUAUUCAUAUGCUGUUGAAAUUCUUUUUUUUUGGAGGGUGGAAGCUGGAAAUGACACAGCAAUGUCAAAUGACAAAAGACAUUGUGUUAUGUUUGCUGUUGUCCAAAUGUCUGAAAUGAUUUGUUGUCUCACAACCUGGCACAUCCAACUUGGUCUAAAUCUUGCUAUAAAAAAUUAAUGUUUCACAAUGGACAAAAUUACAAAUUUCACUGUUAUUUCCUGCUAAAAAGCCAAAACUAAGAUUCGGGUUUGGAUAUGAAAGCUAUAUGUUCAACUGUAGUCAAGUGACCCUAAAAAGCUCACAUACCCCUUCAGACAUUUGAGCUGAAGCCAUGUACCCUCUACUCUUGCACAUGUAAAAAAUUAUAAACCUAUGAUCAUAAUAUUUUAAAUUCUAUGGUACUUCUGGGUCAGAAAUAUGACGUUUUCACAUGAGCACUGAUGAGAAAUCAUUCCAGUUUAAUGUUAGCAUCCUUCCGUUUGAAGCGGUUGAAUGUCAGCUUUACUUUUUUGUCCACUCAUGAUGACUAUGGUUUAAAGGGGACUAUAUGCUAAUUUUCGCCACUUUGUAUUGAGGGACUAUCUACCAGCUACACACAAUAACGCACACAGAAAGCUUUCUAGGUCUUCCAGAUUCUGCACCUCUUUCUGCAGUGAUUCAUGGACUUCCUGCUUCCGACCCAAAUUAAUUUACACACCCACUACGCUGUGGUUAGUCACACUUCCGGAUACGUAGUGCAGGCAAUCUGCAGCCGAUAUAAGGAAGCCCGGAUUUCAUUGACAUCAGUAGAACUCUUUGUAGAGAAAACUAAAACCGAACGUGCACACUCUUGGCCAUCCAAAACGUCUUUCAAAUCUCAUUUCCAAACACGAAAACCUCAUUAUCUGACGCAUUGGCAUCGUUUAACACCAGGAUACAACAUUGUAACAUUUUUAAGUCAGAAAAGUGGAAAAAGCAAAUUAGUUCCCCUUUACCAAAUAUAGGGCUAAGUCUAUCAAUC
Messenger RNA from Doryrhamphus excisus (bluestripe pipefish), 2389 nucleotides. NCBI's taxonomy places the organism in Eukaryota, Metazoa, Chordata, Actinopteri, Syngnathiformes, Syngnathidae. The record is from RefSeq and is a predicted model, not a curated record.